Molecule: messenger RNA, 1047 nt
Organism: Vigna umbellata (rice bean)
Lineage: Eukaryota; Viridiplantae; Streptophyta; Magnoliopsida; Fabales; Fabaceae
Product: small ribosomal subunit protein eS6
Biological process (GO): translation
Cellular component (GO): ribosome
Molecular function (GO): structural constituent of ribosome
Source: RefSeq, a predicted model, not a curated record
AAAGACCUGGGGUGGUAUAUUAUAGUUGAACAAUAAACCCUACUCCCUCUCUCUACCGUCUGCAAGCUCCCAGUUUUCUGACCACUCUCACAGAGAGUUUGACGCGGCUGCGGAACAACAUUCCAAAAUGAAGUUCAACAUUGCGAAUCCCACCACUGGAUGCCAGAAGAAGCUCGAGAUCGAUGACGAUCAGAAACUACGAGCAUUUUGGGACAAGAGGAUCUCACAGGAGGUCAAUGGAGAUGCACUUGGGGAGGAGUUUAAAGGUUAUGUAUUCAAAAUUACUGGAGGCUGUGACAAACAAGGAUUCCCAAUGAAGCAGGGAGUGCUGACCCCUGGUCGGGUUCGCCUGCUUCUUCAUAGGGGAACUCCAUGUUUCCGUGGAUAUGGAAGGCGUAAUGGAGAGCGCAGGAGAAAGUCUGUUCGUGGGUGCAUUGUCAGCCCUGACCUAUCUGUGCUUAACUUGGUAAUUGUGAAGAAGGGAGAAAAUGACUUGCCAGGAUUGACUGACGUUGAGAAGCCAAGGAUGAGAGGGCCAAAGAGAGCCUCCAAAAUCCGGAAACUGUUCAACCUUUCUAAAGAGGAUGAUGUUAGGAAGUAUGUCAACACCUACCGUCGGACAUUUACAACAAAAGCAGGGAAAAAGGUGAGCAAAGCUCCAAAGAUUCAAAGACUAGUCACUCCUCUCACUCUCCAAAGGAAGCGGGCACGGAUUGCUGAUAAGAAAAAGAGAAUUGCCAAGGCAAAAUCAGAGGCAGCUGAGUAUCAGAAACUUCUUGCCUCCAGAUUGAAGGAGCAGAGGGAACGCCGCAGUGAGAGUUUGGCCAAGAGGAGGUCCAAGAUUUCCAGUGCUACCAAGGCAGCUGUAUAGGCUGACUUCCAGAUAUAGAUAUGGUGAAUGUUUUAUAAUACCAAUGUUAUGAUAAACCAUGGUUGAGUUUUUCGGUUACAUUGAGUUACUUAUUACGCAGUGUUAUUUAUUUAAUUAUUCUAACUUUGUCUAAUUCGACUUAAUCGUAUUUUAUGUAUGAGGGAGAUUAAUCAUUC